AUGUCAAUUCCACCAGCAUCUUCCUCUGACGAGACGUCGGUGCCAUCUGGCGCUGGAAGUGCCUCGUCGGAUAUUCCGCCACCAACCCCUACACCUUACCCUACUAUUAUGCAGCCAUUUCGUUUCCCGCCUCUAAGAAAAAACUACACAGACCUCACUUACGAUCGUAACAUUCGCGUCUUCCACCCGUAUUAUCCCCCCACAAAAGGCCACGACCCUAUGUUGCAAUUCAAAGCAACGGAUGGUGGUGCUCAGUACUUGAUGGUAUAUUAUGCUUGCUGUAUUCUCGCGAACAACUGUAUGCAAGAAGAUGAAGGCAGAGAUAAUAACAAUCCAGAUGGGCCCUUCCUAUCUAAAAGCCCAACCUCGGAUGGUCGUAUUCAAGUAUCACUGAAUGAUAUUUUGGAACCCGGCAACUACUAUUUCAUUAUGCCUUCUUUUUCAGUUGUAUCUGAUGCUUUAUCAUCGGCAUCGAAAUCGGCCUCAACAUCAGGAUCACCCUCUUCGUCUAUCGACCCUGAUAGUCGUGGAUUCCACUACGCCAUCAUACCAACUUUUGACGAUUGGCAACCGCCUAAGGAUAUACCGCAACCUUGGCAGGAUGUUGAAGUUCCAAUUGAUCUUACCAUCGACAAUCCAGCCACCAAGUUGGAAAAUGAACCUUGUUACAUCACAAGCGAUAUGAACGGCGUUGAACUGGCUCAUAUCAUUCCACGACAGGAAACGGCUUGGUCGAAACGGAACUUCGUUGCCAACAUCCUUGAUUCGAGCAAAGAUGUCCUUGGUGAUUGGAAAAAUAAGAUCCCGAUACGGAAAGACCUUCGUCAUCUAUGGGAUCAAGGUUAUUUGACUUUCUUCCCCAAGUCUACCGGAGGGACUACAGCUAGACUUAUCCAACUAUGCAUACAUGUCAUCCGCUUGCACAAAGAUUACUCCAAAGGCUGUGAAUGUAUUGACAAAUAUCACAACACGAUAAUCAACAAUUUACAUGGGGUCCCCGCUAAGAUAUUAUUCAUCCGCUUCGCAUGGUCCUUUUUUAAUGAGGACGUUAUGUUGCUUUUCCGAACCUCUUCGAACUAUCGCGUGAGAAUUUUGGUUCCUAAUUCGAAAGGCGAGAUGAACGCUGAAGAUCAGACAUUGCCAAAUUCGAAGAUUUUCAAACGCAGAAAGCGAAAUGCGAUGGAAGAAAGCAUUGAAAACAUACCUAUUGAGACCCUUGACAAUGACGAAAACCUCUCGUCCAGCGGCGCUGAAUUGGAUUCCUAUAUAUAUCCAGCAGAUUCGCCGUCUUUCAGCAGCACAGACGACGUUGUCUCCGAUUACCCUUCCGAAUAUGAUUAUGCGGAUGGUUAUGAUCCUGUUAAUUCGGAUUGCGAUGUGGAUAUUGAUUUGUCGAAUCCCAGUCGAAUCGUCCGACGUAACAUCCUUGAUGAUGAUCCCUCACGCAAACGCUAA
This is a messenger RNA of Daldinia caldariorum, 1455 nucleotides long. RefSeq lists its product as uncharacterized. The transcript has 2 exons. NCBI's taxonomy places the organism in Eukaryota, Fungi, Ascomycota, Sordariomycetes, Xylariales, Hypoxylaceae. Bases 1 to 1455 code for a protein of 484 amino acids. The record is from RefSeq and is a predicted model, not a curated record.